This is a messenger RNA of Xylaria bambusicola, 661 nucleotides long. RefSeq lists its product as uncharacterized. The transcript is spliced from 3 exons. Lineage: Eukaryota; Fungi; Ascomycota; Sordariomycetes; Xylariales; Xylariaceae. The record is from RefSeq and is a predicted model, not a curated record. Bases 164 to 601 code for a protein of 145 amino acids.
AUGUAAUUAUCCAAACGCGUGUUGCCUCGUUUGCGAGGCUGCCGAGCAAUAGACGUGAAUGGACAAUACACCUCUCCCAGUCUUCACAAUCCAGCCUUUCUACUCCCUCUUCCUCACCCAUUCAUCCUGAGUCCUGAUCCUCAACUCAAAUAAAUCCACAGCCAUGGCGAAGAAAAGAAACAAGAAAGCCCACGCCGCCGCCAACGCAGCACCCCUACAGCAACCAGCUAUUGUAGAAGAGUGGAGUCAGUACAUGGGACAAGGCGAGCUCCAAGACUUCCAGCGACUGAUGACCGAUCUCGGGUUCGAGGAGCACUUUCCGAGCAAGACCAAAUGUCGCCAGGCACUCAAGACCGUUUGGGUGAACAUCCCAGACUUCCUGCACGCAGUUCGGAAUGGAUAUCCUGUUCAUCACUUCCCAAGCCAACAGGAGCUCUCAGCAUACACGCUCAAGACUCGCAAAUUCUACCCCAAGAACUACAUUUCGAAGAACAGUCCUCUACGCCAGCUUCUUGCACAUAUUCACGGUGGAAAGCGUGGAAGGAACAAUGACGCCUCUGGGCUAGUUGGGACGAUGGGAGCGUUGUCACUCGUGGGUUAGUAAUCAACGGGCUUGUUUUGUCUGGUCUUGUCUUCUUGACAGCUCUAUGAUUCGCGGAUU